UGGUCGACCGUAAACUUCCGGGUUGCAUCCUUGCGUGCAUUGUUUGUUUACAAUCGGGUUGCUAUGUCGGCCCUUUUAUGAAUCUUCAUUAAAAUGGCUGAAAAUAAAGUAGUUUCGGAUGCUGAUGUAGAAGAAACGAAAGAAAAGAGAAGCGCCAUUGGUAUCUUUGAUAAUCGAGACGAGUGCACCUACACAAGAUGCUACUGCGAGGAAAACAUCUGGAAACUCUGUGCAUCUGUGAGAGACAAUCAUCCAGAUGAACUCUCUAAAUGCUUCGCUGUAUUUAUUUCAAACAAAAAUAAACAGAUUCCACUGUGGAUGCAGGCAAGCAGCAAGAGAGACGACAGACUCGUCAUCUGGGAUUACCACGUGAUAUUCCUACACAAGGGAGACGACUCCACCCUUGUGUAUGACCUUGACACCGAGCUGCCCUUCCCAUGUGACUUUGUGGAGUAUGCCAUGAAGGGCCUGCGAGAUGACCGACGGAUGAAGGAGGAUUUCAGAAGGAGUUUCCGGGUGACCCAUGCAGAUGAGUUCCUCCAGACGUUUGCCUCGGACCGGUCUCACAUGUUGUCGGAGGAGGGAGAAUGGCUCAUGCCACCACCAGUGUAUCCCUGCAUAGCUACUACAGCUUCCAAAAAUAAUAUCCAGUUUUUCAUCUCCAUGGAUCCAGACGAGGGGUUCGGCACCGUCAUGGACAGCGUCACCUUCAUCAAAACGUUCUCCAACCCCGCUGCAGCGGCGGACACCUAACACUGCAUCCCUGGAAGGAGCUCUUGCGUGGACAUUGCUCAAUCUUUCAGUGUUGUAGUUUUAUUACUGAGACAAGAGGCUGUUAGAGCAGGUCACUGUGCUUGUGUCACUUUGAUCUCUGUGCCCACAAGGCCGUGUGAUCUGUCGUCCAGGGAUGUCGUCUGUCCAUAAGGCAUCUGUAAGCUUUUAAUGUUUUAAACUUAUUCUCAGUAGCAGCAUUGUUUUUUGAGCUGAAAUUUGGUGUUGAAAUUCUUAACCCAAAAGUGGCAGUUUUUUUUUCAAGGAAUAAACAUUUAAUAAUUAGUUUUAUACAUAAGGGGGAGAGUUCUGAUCAAAAUGUCCAGAAAUCUGACAUGGUAAUAUUCCAUAAGAUUCCAUCAGUUUCUGAUUUUUGUACGGAGCCAUGAUUAUUCCUCAAAUAUUGCAACAGAUAGACUAAAGAGAAGAACAACCUCAUUUAACCUUUGCGAUGGCAUCACAACAGUAUUGUGAACUAUUUCAGUUCAUGGGAUUCACAAUAGUUCUAAGUCACAUAUGAGUCUCAAUGAAAUGAACCAGAAAACAAUAUCUUUAUAAUGAAGUACUUAUGUACAUCCUUGUUGGAUUGUCGAGUAUAGUUUGAGAAAGGUGAGCUAUUGAACCCUUGGCUCUGUUUUUCAUAGAUGAGUCUAGAAUUGUAGCAAUAUAAUGUAUUGGUUCUUAGAAAUAGAGGACAUGUUUGAACUGUGAUAUCAGAAACGUCCAUCUGCUGUCCACCUCAGUGCUCCUUCAAGAAAAUUAUCUUCCUUCCCAUCCUCGACUAUCCAGGGUUUUUAUCUCCAUUCUGGUACGAUUAGUACCCUGAACCUUUUCAUCACCAUAGCUUUUUCGGGGAAAUGAAAUAUGUUUGACAAAUCUGCUUUUAAAUAUAACAUUAAUUUAUUUAUAUAUGAUGCUUGUAUGUAUUUAAACUUCUUGUCAUCACUAUAUGGCUGAAAUAAUGCUGAUGCGACAUUACAUUUUAACUCACUGACUUUUGAAAUAUAAUACCACCAUCGCCAUCUCUCAUGACAGUAAUUUCCUCUUGCAUAUAUCAGUCUAACUUGAUUGGUUAGUUUGUUGUUUAUGCCGCACUCAGCAAUAUUCCAGCUAUAUGAUGGCAGUCUGUAAAUAAUCGAGUCUGGACCAGACA
Messenger RNA from Haliotis rufescens (red abalone), 1924 nucleotides. RefSeq names its product protein N-terminal glutamine amidohydrolase-like. Gene Ontology annotation, cellular component: nucleus; cytosol. The transcript is spliced from 6 exons. Gene Ontology annotation, molecular function: protein-N-terminal glutamine amidohydrolase activity; protein-N-terminal asparagine amidohydrolase activity. The coding region runs from base 94 to 753 and encodes 219 amino acids. The record is from RefSeq and is a predicted model, not a curated record. Lineage: Eukaryota; Metazoa; Mollusca; Gastropoda; Lepetellida; Haliotidae.